CUGCAUCCUGGUGCUCCCGAGUCCCGGGCUGGGAGAGACGCGCCAAGCGAAACACUCGUCGAGCCUUACUUACACAACUUCUUCGCCCAAGGGCCAAGGAGGAUGUUGUUUGCACCCUCACAGCGGCCCAGUCCAUGCAUGUUCGCUGCUGCCAAUUUGAACCAGUUAAGCGUCUCCGUAGAGAGCAUAUUGUUCAUUCCCCUUGCUGGACUUGACUUGUUCUCGGGAGCCUUCUGAUGAUUGCAUUCGGCGUCGUCAACCCAGCCAGAAGACGAUCAGACCCAGACUGACUUGUCCCAAGUCUCAUACACAACCGAGUCCAGGCGAAACGGAGACAAGACAAGCUUAUCCCCCAUCUUCCUCCCCUGUUCUCUCUCGUCCCUUGGUUCGAGAUGGUUCGCUUCCCAGGUGGCCCGUAUGACUGGCCGUUUUCUCCCCUGGCCAUACCCCUCUCCGCUCUCAGCCUGAAGACAGCAGCAGCUGGCCAUGUGCCGUGAAGCAAGGCCGGUUCAUUGCAGAACUAUCCGUUGUUCCAUUUCGGAUGUUGGGGGGGGGACACAAGCAAGCCCAUGACUACGAGAUGGCCAAUGCCCAUGCAGUGGUUUACUCGUCUUUUAAGAUAAACCUAACCUGCCAUUCUCCCCUCCCCUCGACUCCUUUUCCGGUUUCUCUUUCCUUUUCGAUUCUUGACUUCCCCGGGUUUUUGGGAUAUUCCAAUUUAUUCUUAUUUUUGGCACUACCAAGAAAUACCAAGGAUCUGAUCUUCGUGCGCCGCAAGCUUGGCUGCCAAUCACUUCCUGGCUUCCUCUUUUGCUUUCCCUCUUAUUAUUCUUGUUUUAAUACAGCCUUGUUACUCCCCCUUCGACAGGAUGUUGACCGUCCGCUCUCCCUUGACCGCCCUCGCAGUCGUCCUCAGCCUGCUGAGCGUCGUCCACGGCGCGCCGCAGAAUAGGAAAGGAAACGGGAACAGAGGCGGCGGCGGUGGCGGUGGGAAUGGAAACGGUCGCACCAACAGGCAGACCGCGCAGCAGCAGGCCGCGCAGGUGCCCCAAGGGAUCUCGCAAGCGGCCGACGGGUCCAUGAUUCUCGACAUGACGGCGAACGUCAAUGGCCUCGAUCUCCGGUUCAAGAUCAGCGGCCCAGCCGAGCAGUUCACCGCGGCAAGCGGCGUCCCCGGCGCCGCCGCCCAGCCCGGGGCCCAGGGCACCCUCGGCCUCAACGUCCUCCUCCACGGCGAUGGCGGCCAGUCCUUCUUCGACAUGCCCAACCAGGGCGUGCAGCAGAACCUCGCCGGCGUUGCCGUCCUCGCGCCGGACCCGAAUCUCUUCUGGGGAGGCGGCCAAGGACUCCGGCGCACUGACGGCGUCGCCCACUCCCAGGCUGUCAACGACCUCGUCCAGAAGACCCUCCCGCAGAUGAUGGCUUUCAACCAGUCCAACGUCUUCUUCACCGGCGUCUCGGGCGGCUCGCUGAUGCUCUCGGGCUUCUUCAUGCCCGCCCACAUGCAGAACUUUGCCGGCAAUGGUGUGCUUCUCAACUGCGGCGGCCUCGAACCCCAGGUCCCCGUCCAGGACCCCCAGGCCAUCGCUGGCACCCGCAUCCACUUCCAGAGCACCCUCCAGGAGCUCUCUAACCUGCAGGAGGCUAUUCCGGCCUCUAUUAAAGCCUACGAGAAGAUCGCCACGGACGCCGGCCUGAGCACCGACCAGGUAAACGCCAAGCAGACGGUCAACAACUCGCCCAACGGCGGCCACUGCGCUUUUGACGAGCAGGGUUUCGUGUCGGGCAUCCAGCUGGUCGCCAACAACUACGCUACCAUCAUGCAAGGCGGCAACGGCGAGGUCCAGGGCAUCGGGAACGUCUUGACGGGCGUCUCUGGCAACGAGAACUUGCAGUUUACGGGCUCCAACCGGGCGAGGCGCGGCAUAAUUGGCUGAGGUACUGGGGUGUUGGAUGGUGCUCUUUGGGAGGAACGUGAU
Messenger RNA from Colletotrichum destructivum, 1979 nucleotides. RefSeq lists its product as uncharacterized. Bases 870 to 1937 code for a protein of 355 amino acids. The transcript has 2 exons. NCBI's taxonomy places the organism in Eukaryota, Fungi, Ascomycota, Sordariomycetes, Glomerellales, Glomerellaceae. The record is from RefSeq and is a predicted model, not a curated record.